Molecule: messenger RNA, 1308 nt
Organism: Sipha flava (yellow sugarcane aphid)
Lineage: Eukaryota; Metazoa; Arthropoda; Insecta; Hemiptera; Aphididae
Product: bifunctional lycopene cyclase/phytoene synthase-like
Exons: 3
Coding region: 22-1161 (379 amino acids)
Biological process (GO): biosynthetic process
Source: RefSeq, a predicted model, not a curated record
UUGUACUUCUUUAUAACAAAUAUGAUCAUUGUUUUGGCAGUACUUUCAUACGAUAAAGCUCGUGGUAUGAUGGAAACAUUUACAAUGGAAUUUCCAGAACGGUUUGGUUUUAAUUUGAAGUUCGUCAGUCAAUUAUUUUGCGCAUUUAUUACCCCGGAAUAUUCAAUGCCUUCGAUAGUGGUAAAAGACAUAACAAAGCUAAUGAGACUGGUUAAUUCCGCUUCAAAAAUUUUCCGAUUUUCUAGUAUUGUCUUUCAAUCCGGAAUCCGAAUGGAUUUAUUAAUUUCUUACACAUUUGCUCGAAUAACGGAUGAUAUGAUCGAUGAUAAAUCAUUACACAUUGAAGAAAAAAAACCAAAAUUGAAGCUGUUCAUACAGUUUCUUGAUGAACUAUUUGCUGGCAGAAAAUCGGAUUACGAUGUUAAAAAAAAACCAUACAUACCAAAAAUUAAUUGGCCACUAUACCAAUCGCAAUUUACUGAUGUUCAAAUGUCAUGUUGCCGUGCAUUCUCUAGAAUAGCGUUCUAUUUGCCUCGUAAGCCAUUUUACGAGUUACUUGAAGGUUAUAAAUGGGAUGUUGAACGUAGGUUGAUUCGAAAUGAAAAAGAUUUAAUGGAAUAUUGUAAUUAUGUGGCUGGUAGUUCCGGUGCAAUAAGUAUUUUUACGUUCAUGUAUAGAUCUGAUAACGGGAUGAAUGAUAUUGUCGAAAAGUACGAUAAUAUCGUUGAAAAAUCACAGCAAUUAGCACGAGAUUUACAACUCGUGAAUAUUGCCCGUGACAUCAUCUACGAUAGCGUUACGGUAGGUCGAACCUAUAUACCGACUUCAUUUUUGGACGAUGAAGAGACUGAACUGAAGGUACUAUGCGACAAAAAGGACGCUAGAUCUCUAGGUGAGAAUAAGAUAAGGAAAUACUCUUCGAGGUUAAUUCAAUUGUACUACAAAUACCAACCGGAAACUUUGGAUCUAUUCAAGUGGUUACCGCAUGAUGUACGUGGCGGGGUGAUAGCUUUUUAUUAUAUUUAUCUGGGACAUAUUGCAGCUUUCCGAUCAAGUUCAACUUAUCCGACUAAAGCUUCGGUAUCAAAAUGGAAAAAAUAUGCAAUAUUACUUAAAAGUAUAUAUAUCACAACAUUUAAAAAUAUCCAAUACACUGUAUGAGUAGAUUUAAAAACAUAUAUUUUUUGUUAAACUGUAAUUUAGAUUUAGGAAAUUACAAUAGUAUUGUUAGAUUAUAAGAAUUAUUUGAAUUUUUUUUAGACACCAUAUAUUUAUUUAAAUUCAAAUAAAAUUCCAUCGCUUUUUAUU